Pelobates cultripes (western spadefoot toad) is the source of this 4345-nucleotide messenger RNA. The record is from the annotation of a GenBank genome assembly. NCBI's taxonomy places the organism in Eukaryota, Metazoa, Chordata, Amphibia, Anura, Pelobatidae.
AUGCAUAACAGGGUGAAACUGGAGUUGGAAGAGGCAGUGGAUUGGAAUUCCAUGUAUCCAGAGAGUGAGGUAAGAUCCCAAUCUCCAUACAAAUACAAAAUCCACUGAACUGGAAACUAAAUUUAUUUGGAAACUGUUUUAUUAACUUAAGUUUAAAUUGCCAGGAAUUCUGUUUGGGCAAAUUAGUGAAACUGAAACCAUAACUGACGUGGCAAAAUCUUUCCAAUUUGACUAUUUUUGCCUAAAAAUCUAAAUUCGCAUUUAAUUUUUGGUCAUCGUUGUAAUGGACUGCGCUACAAAACUGACAAAGUUCUUCACUACAGUGAAAAAAAAUUAGUUUGAAUUUAAGGCCAAAGUAAUUGAACAGGAAGCAUAGUUGAUGUGGAAAAUGUCUUCAGUUUGGAUACUUUGGGCCUUAAAGUUGAAAUUUACUUUGAACUCUCACUUCAGUAAAUGACCCAGUGUGAAAUUUAAAAUCUCAUUAGCUGAGAUGGCUAGCCAUAUUGUUAUUUUAGUUCAUUUGAUUUAAAGGUUAUUUACUCCAUUUUCAAUUAGGUAAAAUUGACUGUUUUGUGAAUUAACAAAUGUUACAUUCACUUUGUUUAUGUGCACAAGUUGAGUCGUUUUGAUAUAUUCGUGUAAAUUCUUUGCGAGUUUUACAGGGUUAUUCACUAGGAAAAAUUUUAGGAUUUCAAACUGAUUUUUGGACAAAAUUUGAAUAUCAUGGUCUAACAUUUCAAAUUCACUCUGAAUUCCAUCAGUUUACACUUUAGCAAAUAACCCUGAUAGUGCUGGUGUGGUAAGGCCCAUGACUGAGGAUGAAUGAUGUUGAAAAGCUAGGUGAGGUAUUGAGGAAAGUAUUUUUGUUAAGGAUUUUAGGUCUUUAUCUGAUCUUUCUGAUCUGUUAGACUCUCCUACAGUACAAUGGCAGUUAUAUCUGCUUUUUAGGAUUGUAUCGUAUUGUUACUUGGAAUACUGAUGCAAGGGCAAUAUUUAACUGUCCUGUACAAUUUUAUGAAUCAAAAAUUUAAAUUAGAAGAAUACAAAAACUGCGUUCCUAAUAAUUAGUGUCCAUCUACCUCCUUGCCUCCACGUCACUGAUUAAAGGGUUAAAAACCCUCCUUUCACUUACCUUAUUGCAGCCCCAGGAUCUCCCGGCGCUGGAUCCAGCUGUUCAUCCCACAAUGUCAUGACGAUGGGGGUACGUAAUGUACAUGUGCAGCAAGCUUUGUGUAAGCAUUAGGCUUUUCCCAUAGGUAAGCAAUGAAUCAAUGCUUUCCUAUGGUGGGUUUUCAUGACUUUGGAAACCUCCUGCAAAAUGGCAGGACGUCCAGCGUCAUUGCACAAAGUUAAACUUUGUGUGAAUCGACAAUGCAUCUCUACUGGCUGCAAUGUUUUGCAUUGCAGGAUUAAGGAGACUGGGACAUUGCACCCCAAGGGGAUUUUUUUUUUUUUUUUUUUUAAAGAACACUACAAACAAUUUAACCCCAAUCCCAUUGCACGCCCCAAGCACUUUCAGACUAUCCAACACACCAAGACUAGAUAAAAUUGAUAUUCGAUGUCUAAAUUCCGCAUUAUUGAGAUAUUUGAGGAGACUCCAAGCUGGUCUUGGUAACAGUGAGUGUAUGUGUGUGUGUGUAUAUAGUAUCCCUCUCCAUUAUUUUCAACCUAUUCCAUGGUUAUUUUCCACUUUUACAUUGGGAAUAUAAAGUGGCUAAUACUUGUGAAGUCCCCUUUCUAACAAGCUUCUAAUAUAUGUUAUGAUUGUAAUGCUGAGCCUGUGAGUGUUUUUUGAGGGUUAGUAGGUUUUUUUUUUUUUUUUUUUAAACCAAAGUGGUUUAUUCACUAAACUCUUAAAUGUUCAUAUUGUGUUCCAGGGGUAGGAAACCUUUGACACUCCAGAUGUUGCAGACUACAUCUCCCACAGUUGGGUUGGUGAAUUUAUCAAGAUCAGCUGUUUAAAAAAAAAAAAAACUUAUUUAUUAAUAUUAUUAAUCUUUUUUUGAACCUUUUGGAUUUCUGUGGACUACCAUUUGUUAUUUAGUGAUUAAACAACAAAUUGCAGUGAACAGAAAUCCCAAUUGCAAAAAAUAGAUCUGGAAACAUUCUCCAACUUGGUCCUAGCUUGGCUAUUUCCUUUCAUUGACUAUUUCUGAUGUUAGUGAAGUCCUGGAUGAAGUAGGUUCUAUAACAUCAUUACACUUUAUUUAGCUUGUAACCUUUUCUGGUGCUGCAUUACUCAUCUGACUUAAACAGGAUGUUGUGUAUGUGUCUAGAACUUGCAUUUAGCAUCCAAUCAGCUCUUAUUGUUAUGCAUAUGAACUCUGUCUUGGGACCCAUUAAAUAAUUUAACCUCAUUAGAAAAGAACCUUUGUACAAUAAAGGAACAGAGGAAGUGUUUCCUCUGUAUAAUGUGGUCUUUUUUUGUACCUCAUUACCUGAAGGAAAGGGAACAGGAUGUAUUGUAUAGUGAUGCAAAGUAUCAGUUCACGUGUAUUGGUUUGUGUGGAUGUAACUGUUUUGGUAUUUUUUUUUUCUCCCCUCUUUUUUUUUCCCUUUUAACCAUUAAUAUUUACCAUAUAUACCCUGUAUGUUUUUAAUAUACUUUUUUUUUGUAAUUAAAAGGAACAGUAAAUUAAAAGAGAACGUUCCUACUUAUAAAACAAUCUUCUAGAGAGAGAAAUUGAGAUUUUGUUUUGUUUAUUUUUUAUUUUGUGAAAGGACAGUGUGGAGACACUGCACAUUGUGCAGUACUGACCCAGGAAGCAACUCUAGUGGCUGCCUGAGUGACUGCCAUCAGAGGCGUUCAAAGGCUGUGUUUACAUUAAAAGCCUGCAGGGACAGGCAGUAGUUACCAGAACAAUUACAUUAAGCUAUAGUUGUACUGGUGACUAUAGUGUCAUUUUAAUUUUGCAGUUUGGGUUUAAUUUUGCUGAAAUUUGGAGUUUACUGAAGAAACUCUUACUGUGUUAAAUUUCAAUAUGAGUCUUCAAAGUAUGUGAGAAAGGGUUCCCUUCAUCUUUUUCUCAUACUUGGAUAUCCAAGCCUGUUGGGUAAGAUUGUCUGCUAUAAGGGGAUUUAGAAGAAUAUUUAGAAAUUUCUGAACUAUCAAACUAGGCAAAUUAAAUGUAGUCAAUACACUAGUUCAGAAGAAUGUUUAGAAUUUUGCAGUUAUUUGUAAAUCCAUGCAUCUGAUCUGUUUGGUUUUUAUCUCUUGUUUGUAAAGCAAUUUUCUUACAUGUUUCUUUUGUAUUUCUUCUAGGUAUAUUCUGGGAUACACAACAUGCAUACUGGUCUUCCAAAUGGCUCAUUCUUGCCUAGUGAUGGUUCUAUGACUUACAUGAAUAAUGGUGUACCUGGACCUGUCAACAGCAUUCAAAACAAUAUAGGUUCUCUUGGCUCAAUGACCCAAAGUAUGGGGGCUUCUUUACCACCUACAGCACCAUCUUCAGCUUACCCAGUAAACUACUGCCAUGGAGAAUCUGGCUUCCAGAGGGAUCCUCGUACUUAUCGUAGAAACUACUCUCACGCAAAACCACCAUACUCCUACAUUUCUCUUAUUACUAUGGCCAUCAAGCAAUCUCACAACAAAAUGAUGACUUUGAAUGAGAUCUACCAGUGGAUAGUUGAUCUCUUUCCCUACUACCGGCAAAAUCAGCAGCGUUGGCAGAAUUCCAUACGUCACUCACUCUCCUUUAAUGAUUGCUUCAUUAAGGUUCCAAGAUCACCAGAGAAGCCUGGGAAAGGUUCUUACUGGACUCUUCACCCAGAUUCGGGCAAUAUGUUUGAAAAUGGAUGCUAUCUCAGACGACAAAAACGGUUUAGGUGUGAGAAGACCAGAUCUGGAGAUGGAGAGAGAAAAACUAGCAAGACUGUUGAUGAGCAAAGCAAGAGAUUGAGGGAAGCAGCAUAUAAUGAAUUAUCUCCAACACCUAAAACUGGUGUCAAAGAGGACUCCACAGUACCUGGUAUUCCUCAACCAACCAGUGCUUCUCCUGAUGGUCUUAGCCCAGUUUCUGAAGUGGGCUCAUCAUCACAACUUCUAUACCCAUUAAGCCACUCUGAAGGCUACCUUGGCUUAUCUGCAGAAGAUGCUCAGUUAAAACAAGAUACAUUGUCUGGAAGACACCCUUUUUCAAUUACUCAGCUGAUGUCUGUAGAACAGGAUUCAUCUUAUUCCUCUAAAAUGGACAUGUGUCUCACUAAUGACCAUCUUCCCCAGUAUCCGAAUUACACUUCUGACUAUAAUCAUGCAGUUAUGAAAAAUGGACAAGAUACUCAAUCAUCCCUUGAUGUCAACUAUUAUGCCAACAUGUAUUCCAGACCUAUUCUCAGCUCUCUCUAG